Molecule: messenger RNA, 863 nt
Organism: Hipposideros armiger (great roundleaf bat)
Lineage: Eukaryota; Metazoa; Chordata; Mammalia; Chiroptera; Hipposideridae
Product: proteasome assembly chaperone 2-like
Exons: 1
Biological process (GO): proteasome assembly
Cellular component (GO): nucleus; cytosol
Source: RefSeq, a predicted model, not a curated record
ACCGCUCUGGUUCAUCCCGGGCCGGCACUCAUCUUCCUCCCACUGCAGUGCGACAAUGUUUGUUCCCUACGGAGAGUCGGUCCCGGAUCUCGCGGGUUUCACCCUCCUGAUGCCAGCAGUAUCCGUUGGAAAUGUUGGCCAGCUUGCAAUAGAUCUGAUUAUUUCUACACUGAAUAUGUGUAAGAUUGGUUACUUCUAUACUGAUUGUCUUGUGCCAAUGGUUGGAAACAAUCCAUAUGCAACGUCAAAAGAAAAUUCAACAGAACUCAGUAUAAAUGCUGAAAUAUACUCACUGCCUUCAAAGAAGCUAGUGGCUCUUCAGUUAAGAUCCAUUUUUAUUAAGUAUAAAUCAAAGCCAUUCUGUGAGAAACUGCUUUCCUGGGUGAAAAGUAGUAACUGUGCCAAAGUUGUUAUUCUUUCAAGCAGUCAUUCCUAUCACCGUAAUGAUCUAUAGCUUCGCAGUACUCCCUUCAGGUACCUACUUACACCUUCUGUGCAAAAAAGUGUUCAAAAUAAAAUAAAGAGUCUAAAUUGGGAAGAGAUUGAAAAAAGCCAAUGUAUUCCUGAAAUACACAAUUCUGAAUUUUGUAUCCGGAUUCCUGGAGGAGGCAUCACAAAACAACUCUAUGGUGAAGGCUAUCUUAAAGAAAUCCCAUUGGUGAUUCUGCUGAAAUUUGUUUCAGAAGGAGACAGUAUCCCAGAUGCAUUAGGUCUUGUUGAGUAUCUUAAUGAAUGGCUUCAGAUAAUCAAACCACGUGGUGAUGAUCCCACAGAAUCUGCCUUACCAUGGAAAAUGCCAAGUUCUUGGAGAUUACUCUUUGGCAGUGGUCUUCCCCCUACGCUUUUUUGAUCUGUUUUCAGUG